Molecule: messenger RNA, 825 nt
Organism: Fonsecaea pedrosoi CBS 271.37
Lineage: Eukaryota; Fungi; Ascomycota; Eurotiomycetes; Chaetothyriales; Herpotrichiellaceae
Exons: 4
Coding region: 1-825 (274 amino acids)
Biological process (GO): regulation of DNA-templated transcription
Molecular function (GO): DNA-binding transcription factor activity, RNA polymerase II-specific; zinc ion binding
Source: RefSeq, a predicted model, not a curated record
AUGUCUCCUACGCCGGAAGAAGAGGAAGUCUUUAAUGUCAAGAGAUCUGGCAGUGGGCCAGAGGAGGAGGAGGAUGCAGCAAUAGUCGACGCCACGCCGAAGCAGCCAACUAAGAAACGGACCAAGACUGGGUGUCUCACAUGCCGUAAAAGACGAAUAAAAUGUGGAGAAGAGAAGCCUGUAUGCAAGAACUGUAUCAAAUCGAAGCGCGAAUGUGCAGGAUAUCAACCUGUGGCGAACAAAGAGCAGAUCCUGGGACAAACCGAUAUAUCCCAAGAAACUGGCGCCCAUCUGUCGUUUCAAGAUCACGAUGUCUCAACUGCAUUCAACCAACGUUGGCAACCAGGACCGGAAUACCUGGAAAUGCCACAUGACUUUGGUCAAACGAAUCCCUCGCCCUAUAAUCAACUACCAUUCAGCGCCAGCUACCAUGCGAUUCCAUUCCCUCCGACCAACCUCUCUAAUCACUCGGGUAUUCCGGUCAUAGGUCCGGAAUAUGGAUGGCAGGGUACGCAGCAUCCACCAAACCUGCCUUAUCAUGGAAUGGCGGAAACCUCAAGAGAAACUGUACCAGGGUUCACCUUUCCGGACAACCAGGCUGGAAGGACUUCGACGACCGUCUUCCCUCUCGACCCCCGAUUGAUGGAUCAGCCGGCGACAUGGGGUUUCAAUCCUGCUUUGGCUCAACUUCAGUCACCGCAGUCAACACUCACCAGCAACCAUAUUAUGGCCUCACAGCAGCCGAUUCUGUCUCAAUUCCAACAGCGGCGUGCUCCACUGUCUUACCAGUACGACGUAUCACCCCUACCUAUAGAGGGUAUGUAG